UAAAUGAAGCUUUUGUUAAGUAAACAAACAAACAUUUUGACAAGAACAUCAAACAAUAUAGAAAAAAAAGAAGUGAUAUCUUUAGGCUAACAAACCAUGAUGAGAUGCAAUAAGAAAAUUGAGCCAAAGUAUUCUCAAGCUAAAGAUAUCUUAAGAUCACUUGAAGUUAAUACUAAGUCACAAGUCUAUUUCAAAGUAUAAUUAUAAAAGUCUGUGCUGGGAGAGUAACAUACAGAUAUAGCUGAGUGAUCUAUGCUCUGCUUGUGGCCAUACACUUUUUAGUCACUUUCAUUAUCAGCAAUUUUAUCGACAAAGAUAAUUGUUAAACCAUGGCAAGCACAGUAAUAGAAGCCCCAUCUGAAAACCCCCUUGGACCCUGUCCUGCAUUUGUGUUUGGAGAUGUUUCUACAGCAGAGGCAGCCAUAAUUGUUAUUCAAGAAUGGUGGGGUGCAAACCAAAAUAUUAAAGAUGUAGCUAAACUUAUUGGAGAGAAAACAAAUUGUGUAACUCUAGUGCCUGACCUGUACAGAGGAAAGGUGGCACUAGAUAGAGAGACUGCUGGACACUACAGCAAAGACCUCAACUGGCCAGGGGCAGUUCAAGAUGUGGAUGCAUGUGCAAGGUAUCUGAAAUCUAAAGGCAUUAAAAAGGUAGGUGCCACCGGUUUCUGCCAAGGGGGAGCACUUUCCAUAGCAGUGGUGACCUUAUAUGACAGCGUGGAUGCUGCUGCACCUUUCUAUGGCAUCCCUCGCCCAGCUAACCUUACAUGUGACUACAGCAACAUAAAAGUACCACUACAGUGUCACUUUGGAGAGAAAGACCAGGCUGUGGGAUUCUCCAGCAAAGCAGACUAUGAGGCAUUUCAGGCCAAGCUGAAAGAAUACAAAGUGCCCCAUGAGUUCUACACCUAUGAUGCUGGACAUGCUUUUGCUAACAAAACCAAUAAAGAAAGUUUCAACGAGGAGGCCUACAACUUGAGUUUUUCAAGAAUGUUUGAGUUCUUUGAAAAGCAUCUCAAAAACUAAAUUCUUUUACAAUUUCAUUUGGACUCAGUUGUGCCAAUGUGUAUCAUAAACAAAAAAAAUACAUUUCAUUUAAUACAC
This is a messenger RNA of Biomphalaria glabrata, 1103 nucleotides long. RefSeq names its product protein usf-like. Lineage: Eukaryota; Metazoa; Mollusca; Gastropoda; Planorbidae. Gene Ontology annotation, molecular function: hydrolase activity. The transcript is spliced from 4 exons. The coding region runs from base 330 to 1025 and encodes 231 amino acids. The record is from RefSeq and is a predicted model, not a curated record.